Molecule: messenger RNA, 918 nt
Organism: Gloeophyllum trabeum ATCC 11539
Lineage: Eukaryota; Fungi; Basidiomycota; Agaricomycetes; Gloeophyllales; Gloeophyllaceae
Exons: 4
Coding region: 1-918 (305 amino acids)
Source: RefSeq, a predicted model, not a curated record
AUGGCUGCCCAAGGCGAGUAUAUGCGACAAAGUCGGCGCGUCGAUACGGUCAACUCACGCAUAUAUCGAGCAGUCUUCAGUCCGACCACCUCUCGACGCGAGACGGGUGUCGCAUCCGCAUCAGAGUCAGACUCAUACGACAAGAGAGCGCUACGAGUUUCCUUCGAGGACGCACCUCAGUAUUAUGAAGGUCAGCAUUACGAAGGAGAGCUGUAUCCUCGUCAAGCGAACGAGCAACCUUCUCGCAAACGCACGCAGGAGGACCAGGACAAAGCAGAUGAAGAAGCAAGGAAGAAAGCGAUGAAAGACUUGGUUCAAUCGUGGAUGGACAGGCUGCAGUUGAUCAGCGUGAUCACAACCUUCUUCGCAUCCGUGGAGUCUCAAUUGCUAGGCAACACGACGCCCGACGAUGGGCAAGGCACUCGUACGGACCAAGCCGCCAACGCGGGCUUGAUGGGUGCCCUUGUCAUGCACAGCUUCGCUGCGAUACUAUCUUUCCUAGGCGCCUUCAUCCUCGUGCGCUACAAAGUGAAAGAAGCCAAAAAAGAAGAGAUCAAAGCUGAAGGCGGUGCACCAACCACGACAACUUUCUCUCCCGUCGAUCUCGAAAAGGCCGACGAGUCCAACCCUAAAGUGCCGCAAUCCCAGUCUCCAGCCCUUGCGCAGACGCCCCCGAUUCCCGCAAUAUUCUCCAGGGAUCCAAGGCUAGUGCAAGUGGGGCCCUUCUCGAGGCAACCGCCUAUCAAGCUGCUCGCGCGCGUGCACUCGUUGUGCCUGUGGACGUCCGCGGUAGGGUUCAUCCUCGCGCUCAUGGGCAUUCUGUGUUUCUCGUGGUCCCAGAUGCCGCGGAGUGUCAGUAUAUUCGCGUCCGCGUGUCUGGGCAUAUGUGUGAUCGGCAGCGUCUUUACUAUCGGAUGA